CUUCCCCUCUCUCUCUCGCUCGAUUCCUCGAAAUUCCACCCCCCUUCGCCGACCUCCUCCUUUGUUUCCAAGUUCCGACCUCCGGCGAUGGCGUCGUUGGGGGAGAUGCUUUUGAACCAGGAGCUGGCGGCGGUGGCAGCCAUGUCGGCGGACGUGCACGGCAGGUUCGAAAGGUACAUCCUGAGCCCUGCCCAUGGUUUUCCCCACUUCCAGCAAGCUGGCAGCGCUCCGGCAGGAUUCCCCGACACGGGAUUGCUCGUUUCCGGCUUGGGCAUGCCUCCCUCCACCUUCAUCAUGCCGGAGGGGACCCACGCGGCCGCGGGUUAUGGCGCUGAGGCCGUCCCGGUGGAGAUCCCUGUGGUCCGGCGACAAAGACCUGCCGCCAAGAACGAUGGGGCGACACCGUUCAGAGGACCGUGGACGGAGGAAGAGGAUGAACUUCUCAGGAGAUUGGUCGAUGAGCAUGGCGAACAUAAGUGGGCAACCAUUUCAGAGCACCUCCCGGGACGGAUCGGCAAGCAGUGCCGUGAGCGAUGGACAAAUCACGUGCGCCCCGGCAUCAAGAAGGAGCACAUCUGGACUGAGGCGGACGACAUAAUGCUGAUUGACGCGCACAAGGUCCACGGAAACCGUUGGUCGUCGAUCGCGAGGUGCCUGCCCGGCCGGUCGGAGAACGCCGUCAAGAAUCACUGGAACGCGACAAAGCGGAGCCUCAAGUCGAAGCGCCGGUUCAAGAAGAAGACGAGCCAACAGGCCGCCCCGGGGCAAUUCACCCUCCUCGAGGAGUACAUCCGCGACAAAAUGAUGGCUGACGAGAACGUGGCGCCACCGUCUCCAUCGGCCGGCGUCGCGUAUGACGGCCAGAUCGUUCCAUGUGCCGCUGCAAUGCUGGCCGUCUCCAGCCCACACGGGAUGGGUCAGUACCUCCACCCAGCCAACGCUGCCGGGUCAUCGUCGCAAGCAGGAAUGAUGAACCUGAGCGUGCCGUUGCCGGACCUCAACGCCUACAGCGGCGAGAUGCUGGAGCGAUACUACUACCCGACCUACAGCAACAACCUGCUGCCCUAUGGACCCGAGCCGGCAUUUCCGCAGAUGUUUAGUGCCCAGGGACGCAUGCAUGCUGCAUGCACGAACCUUAACUUGUUCCCGCUCCCCCAGCACCCCGGUGGCGGCUACUACGGCAGCGAGACGGGCCGCAGCAGCGCCGGUGGCAGCAGUGAUCAGGACGAAGACGUGGCCCAGAUGGCCUCGAGGGAGUUCCAGACGUCCGAGGACGAGGCCACACUGGACCUCACUGGCUUCAACUGAGGCGGUCCGUCCGCCGGAUCGAUCCAAGUACCCUAUCCAUUAAUUUCAAUUUGUCGUUUUUACCUUUCCGAACAUUUUACUUUGUGGUUGGUUCAAUCUGCUGCUGUUGUAUACUGUUGCCCGAAAAACACACUUGUGUGUUUGUGCGGCGUGGCAUGCAUGUAUCUUUAAUUUCCGUAUUGUGAGUACUGUGUAAAAGUACCUUCUGCCGAACAAUUUGUUGGAGAACCUUUGUUGUACCU
Messenger RNA from Triticum dicoccoides, 1550 nucleotides. RefSeq names its product transcription factor DUO1-like. The transcript has 3 exons. Gene Ontology annotation, biological process: regulation of DNA-templated transcription. Gene Ontology annotation, molecular function: RNA polymerase II cis-regulatory region sequence-specific DNA binding; DNA-binding transcription factor activity, RNA polymerase II-specific. The coding region runs from base 88 to 1308 and encodes 406 amino acids. Gene Ontology annotation, cellular component: nucleus. NCBI's taxonomy places the organism in Eukaryota, Viridiplantae, Streptophyta, Magnoliopsida, Poales, Poaceae. The record is from RefSeq and is a predicted model, not a curated record.